AUGGCCGCCAGCACUAAACUCGUCUUGCUACUAGCAGCACAAGUCGUAGCACCAGCUUUGCUGCAGGCUCGCGGCAACCUUGCCCACAUUCGUGGCCAUCACUGGCUGGUCCAAAAAGGCCCCGAGCACCGCCAAUCUCGAGAUAGCCAACGAGAUGCCGUGGUCAGCAGGAUGGCUUCGCUGCGAAACCUUACCUGGCUGGCUGGAUGCACCCCUAACCCGUUUGGCACCUGUUUGCUGCUAACCAUCAUCCGAUAG
This is a messenger RNA of Trichoderma harzianum CBS 226.95, 258 nucleotides long. RefSeq lists its product as hypothetical. NCBI's taxonomy places the organism in Eukaryota, Fungi, Ascomycota, Sordariomycetes, Hypocreales, Hypocreaceae. The record is from RefSeq and is a predicted model, not a curated record. The transcript has a single exon. The coding region runs from base 1 to 258 and encodes 85 amino acids.